Exophiala mesophila is the source of this 3199-nucleotide messenger RNA. RefSeq lists its product as uncharacterized. The record is from RefSeq and is a predicted model, not a curated record. The coding region runs from base 49 to 3129 and encodes 1026 amino acids. The transcript has a single exon. NCBI's taxonomy places the organism in Eukaryota, Fungi, Ascomycota, Eurotiomycetes, Chaetothyriales, Herpotrichiellaceae. Gene Ontology annotation, cellular component: nucleus.
CAACACGAUGCGAAAACCCUAUGAAUACGAAACCAGCCCUUGAACACUAUGGCUAAGACACAAUCAAAGGGCCAGGACCCUCCUGUGUCAAGUGGAGCAGAAAAUGACGUCUCAUUGACAUCUACAACUCAGCCUUCCACCGAUGCCUUCAAAGACCUGCGAUCCAAGAUCCAAGCCCAGUUCCAGACUAUCGAUCGUAAAAAGAAGACGCCAAAGGGCAAGGCAAAUGAUGAAAAGGCCGACAAGAGCAAGACUACGGAGCCUCAAGAGGAAGAAGCCACCAGCGGAAAACGUGGGAAGAAGCGCGAACGCAAUGGAAAAGUCAAACCCGAAGUGUCUAGCACAUCAACACAACCUACAGACACGAUCGCUGAUGCCGACGAAGAGUUUCUUGCCGAAGUCAAACUGCUCGGUGGUACCUCUGAAGACCUCGAUCUGAUUGCUGACGUGGAAACCGACUCAGAAGUGGAGGGUGAUAUCGAAGCACCGCAGAAAUCUCAUCCCAAACGAAAAUCUGAGGACCUUGACAAGGGCAUACAUAACAUUCUCAAGGAGAUAGCGCUAGCACAAGGCGAUGUCGAAGCGGACGAAGAUAUCUCCGAGGAAGAGCCAUCCGACGACGAUGAACCUCAGUCCACAUCGAAGGUCACUACACAAAAAAUCACAAAAAUCGAACGAGGAAAGCCUUCGAAUUAUAUCUGCGAACUCAAGCCAGACUGGUUCAAUAUCGAGCAACCAAAGUUUGACUCUAAUGCCCAGAUCAAGUUUCGAGUGCCUGCUGCCACAAUCGACGAGUUGCAUGCAUAUGCCAAGCACUUGCUGGAUGAAGAAAAUCGCAAGCUCAGGGCGGCUCAACAAUCAUCCUCCUCCCAGUCUUUCUACAACACUGUCAUUGCGUCUGGAACGCUGUCCGAUAAGAUAUCUGCUCUGACUCUGGCAGUUCAAGACUCUCCAAUUCACAAUGUCCGAGCCCUCGAAACCUUGAUCGGACUUGCCGGAAAACGCAGUCGAUCGCAGGCUGUCGAUGUUCUUCGGUCGCUCAAAGAUCUCUUCGCCCAGGGAUCAUUACUUCCAGAGUCAAGACGCUUGUAUGCGUUUGCCUCGCAACCUGCGUUGCCACAUUUAUUCACCAAGACCAAGCAAUGGAAAAGAGGAGAAAAGCUGCCUCGAGGGCUGACAGAACAACAUCUUGUCGUAUGGGCCUACGAAGACUGGUUGAAGGAGCAAUAUUUUGAAGUGCUCAAAAUUCUCGAAGUCUGGUGCAAUGAUGAGAUUGAAUUCUCCAAAUCAAAGGCGCUCAGUUUUGUGUAUGAGUUGUUGAAGGAGAAGCCUGAGCAGGAGUCCAAUCUCCUACGUCUUCUUGUCAACAAACUUGGAGACCCGGUCAAGAAGAUUGCGUCACAAGCAUCAUACCUUCUGAUGCAGUUGCUGAUCCACCAUCCGGCCAUGAAACCAAUUGUCGUAGCAGCGAUCGAAACGGAUUUCAUCUUUCGUCCCGGCCAAACCUUACACGCCAAGUACUACGCCGUUGUGACGCUGAAUCAGACAACCUUGAGCACCAGAGAAGAAGAAGUGGCGAUCAAGCUACUCGACAUCUACUUUGGAUUGUUCACCAUUCUCCUGAAGUCUUACGAAUUGCCAGAGGCUCCUGUGGCGGAAGAAGAGCCUCACGACGAACAGGAACCUCGAAGACGCAAGAAGCCGAAGAAACCAAAGGCCCCUGCGCAGCCGCAGGCAGAAGAUCUGCGAGAAAAGCUGACGUCGGCGGUGUUGACGGGGGUGAACCGGGCAUACCCUUAUGCCGGUGACAGCCACAAGAGCUUUUCCGAUCACAUCGAGACAUUGUUCAGGAUUACCCAUUCUUCCAACUUCAACACCAGCAUUCAGGCCAUGCUUUUGAUCCAGCAGCUAUCGACAACUCACAAAUCAUCCAACGAUCGAUUCUACCGAGUUUUGUAUGAAACGCUCCUUGAUCCACGACUAUUAUCAGCCUCAAAGCAGCAGCUUUACCUCAACCUCCUCCACAGGGCGCUCAAGGCUGAUCUCAACCAGAAGCGGGUCAAGGCAUUCGUCAAGAGACUGAUACAAGUUCUGUCGCUGCAUGAUUCCUCAUUCAUAGUUGGGGCAUUUUUUCUUUUGCAAGACCUGAAGUCCACCUUUCCAUCGUUGGCAGGGUUGUUCGACGAGCCCGAAGAUCACGACGAUGAAGAAGAAGUCUUCCGGGACGUUGAAGAAGACGGUCAACCAGCACAGGAUCUUGGAACGAGUGAUGGUCAUGUGAGGUUAUACGAUGGGCAUAAGCGUGCCCCGGAACAUGCCAACGCUGACAACAGCUGUGCCUGGGAAGUGCUACCAUUUCUUGCCCAUUUCCAUCCUGCAGUUUCCCUCAGUGCGGACCAUACUCUACGACAUGCUAAAUUGCCCGGAAAGCCCGACCUCAGCUUGCAUACGCUCAGUCAUUUCCUGGAUAGGUUUGUCUAUCGUAACCCCAAGUUAAGCGGAACAGGCCUGAAGGGCUCGUCAAUUAUGCAACCAAUGGCGGCAGCGGACUCUCAAGGUGUUUUGAUUGGCGAUAGUUCAGGCGCACGCCGCAAAGUACCAGUCAACAGCGAAGAAUUCCUAGUGAAGAAGGAUGUGGCGGCAGAGGAAGUGUUCUUCCACCAAUAUUUUGCCAGCCUGGGCAAAGCACCGCUGAAGAAGGCGCUGAAGAAGCGCGACGAUGAGGACGAGUCAGAUGAUGAAGAUGAAGUGUUCAAGGCUAUGAUGGACAGUGCUCCUGAUCUGGAAGGAGACGAGGAAAGUGAUGACGAUCUUGACCUCUCAGAACUUGAUGCUGAGAUGGACGCCUCGGAUGCGGGCGAAGGAGUUUCCGAUGAUGAAGGCGUGGAUAUUGAUCCUGCCCUCUUUGACGAGUCAGAAGAUGAUCUAAUGGACUUGGACGAAGGCGUGACACUUGAGACAGAGGAAUUCGGAGGGUUUGAUGAAACCGAUGAGGAAGAGAUGCCUGCCAAGAAGAAGAAGAGCAAGGCUGCCAAACAGGAGAAGGCAAGGAAAAAGGCGCUGCCUACGUUUGCCUCAGUGGAGGAUUAUGCGAAGUUGAUUGAGGAUGAUGAGAACGAAGAUUUCUAGUGUCGGAGAGAACAGAGGAGUUUGAGGCUGUAAUGGAGAUCACGUGGAAAGUAGCUGCACAAAACGUGUC